Messenger RNA from Apis laboriosa (Himalayan honeybee), 477 nucleotides. RefSeq lists its product as uncharacterized. The coding region runs from base 1 to 477 and encodes 158 amino acids. The record is from RefSeq and is a predicted model, not a curated record. The transcript has 3 exons. Lineage: Eukaryota; Metazoa; Arthropoda; Insecta; Hymenoptera; Apidae.
AUGCGUGAUAAAAUUAAUUAUUCAAAUUUAUCAGUAAAUUAUGAAAAUGUGCUUAAAGAAUGCGAAAUUUUAACAAAAGAAACUUUAUUUUCUCAAACAAAAGCUGCAAAAUUUCAACUUAAAAUUGAAAGUUUGGAGUAUAUAUUACAACGAGAAAUUCAACAAAAAGAAAAACUAGAACAAACAUUAAUAGAAUUAAAAAAUAAUAGUGAAAAGAUCAUUACUAAUAUUAAUAUAAAUAUGGCUAAAAUUGAAAAAGAGCAAAAAUAUCUAUUAGAAAGUACCAAAGCUAUAAUCCAAUUAAAUAAACGUUUGCAAACUUUUGGUCUAUGUUUUCAUGCAAUUAAUCAAAAAAACAAAAUCGAUAUAAAAAAUUUACAACAUAAACUAAUUACUUUUUCUGUUAACAAAUUUAUGCAAUCAUCUAAUACUAACACAAUAUAUCCGAAAAUAGAAAAUCUGCAUUCUAAAAUAUGA